GAACGCCUUAGUCUCCGCCUUUUCACCCUCCACGAUGCUUCGUCUCUCGCGUAUGAGCAUGCACUUGGCCCGCCCAACCAGCGCUGUAGUGCGUGCUAUGAGCACAUCCAAGCUGAGCUUGGAGCAGCUCGCACAGCGCCAGAGCCUCAAAGGCGCGCGUGUACUGGUUCGCGCCGACCUGAACGUGCCGUUUAAGAAGAAUGUCACGCCCGCCACUAUCACGGAUGACACGCGUAUUCGCGCCGUGUUACCCACGCUGAAGCUGCUGCAGGGUGCAGGCGCGCGUACCGUCCUGUGCUCGCAUCUGGGCCGUCCCGGCGGUGAGGCCAAGGACGAGCUGCGUCUCACGCCCGUGGCCGCACGUUUGGGCGAACUUCUCAGCAGCCCUGUCAAGAAGCUGGACGACUGCAUUGGCCCCCAGGUAGACGCCAGUAUCGACCAGCUACAGGACGGCGAGAUCGUAUUGCUCGAGAACGUGCGCUUCUACAAGCAGGAGACCAAGAACGACCCCGAGUUUGCUAAACAGCUGGCCCAUGAUGCCGACAUCUACGUCAAUGACGCCUUCGGUACGGCACACCGCGCCCAUGCCUCGACAGAGGGCGUGACUAACUUCAUCAAAACCAACGUGGCCGGUUUUCUCGUUGAGAAGGAGCUUAAGUAUCUGUCCGGCGCGGUGGACGCCCCCGUGCGUCCACUCGGUGCUAUCAUUGGAGGUGCCAAGGUAUCUACUAAGAUCCCCGUACUUAAAUCGCUACUACAAAAGUGCGACAAGAUCAUGAUUGGCGGUGGCAUGAUCUUCACCUUCUACAAGGCGCAGGGUCUAGACGUCGGCAAGUCCAUCAUCGAGGAGGACAAGGUUGCACUCGCUAAGGAGAUCCUGGAGGAGGCCAAGCAGCGUGACGUACAGAUUGUGCUCCCUACGGACGUUGUGGUUGCGGAUAAAUUUGAAGCCGACGCCCAGUCGAAGGUCGUGCCCGCUAACGCCAUCCCCGCUGACUGGCUCGGCUUGGACAUUGGUCCGAACUCAAUGGCUACGUUCGCCAAGGAGCUCAAGGAGUGCAAAACGGUUGUGUGGAACGGACCCAUGGGCGUGUUUGAGUUCCCUGAGUUCGCCAAGGGCACGUUCGGCGUGGCCAAGGCUCUCGCCGAGAGCACGGAGAGUGGCGUCACCACCAUCGUGGGUGGCGGCGACUCUGUGGCUGCGGUGGAGCAGGCCGGUCUAGGCGCGAAGAUGAGCCACAUCUCCACUGGUGGCGGUGCCAGUCUGGAGCUGCUCGAGGGCAAGGUGCUCCCGGGUGUCGCUGCGCUGAACGACGCUUAA
This is a messenger RNA of Phytophthora infestans T30-4, 1321 nucleotides long. Its product is annotated as phosphoglycerate kinase. Gene Ontology annotation, biological process: glycolytic process; gluconeogenesis. Gene Ontology annotation, molecular function: ADP binding; ATP binding; phosphoglycerate kinase activity. The record is from RefSeq and is a predicted model, not a curated record. Gene Ontology annotation, cellular component: cytosol. The transcript has a single exon. The coding region runs from base 35 to 1321 and encodes 428 amino acids. NCBI's taxonomy places the organism in Eukaryota, Oomycota, Peronosporomycetes, Peronosporales, Peronosporaceae.